Molecule: messenger RNA, 2215 nt
Organism: Nerophis ophidion (straightnose pipefish)
Lineage: Eukaryota; Metazoa; Chordata; Actinopteri; Syngnathiformes; Syngnathidae
Product: WASP homolog-associated protein with actin, membranes and microtubules
Exons: 10
Coding region: 32-2200 (722 amino acids)
Biological process (GO): endoplasmic reticulum to Golgi vesicle-mediated transport; Arp2/3 complex-mediated actin nucleation
Cellular component (GO): cytoplasm; endoplasmic reticulum-Golgi intermediate compartment membrane
Molecular function (GO): actin binding; Arp2/3 complex binding
Source: RefSeq, a predicted model, not a curated record
UUGCCCCCUGAACGCACCCUGCGUCAGAGCGAUGGCGGCCGUGAUAAAGACGGAAGACUUCUGUACAACAAGGGCAGCAGCUUUAAGACCGCCUCAAGUGUCUCAGAAAGACGCCGACUGUGAGCGUCCAGACAGUUUAGAAGGCUGGGUGGCGGUGAAAAGCAACAUCUUCGAGGACGCCGAGGUCUUCAAGUUAGCUUUUAUCGUCCAGUGGAACGUCAUCGAGAGCAAGUUCGCGGUCACGUGUCACAACAGAACUUUACAAAGACGACAAAAAGAUGGCGAAGACAAAGUUGUUCCAACAACAACAAGUUGGGCCGCACUUUUCUCCGUGGGCGACUUGAAGUCUGUCCACCAGCAUCUGAGUGGUGUGGGCGACGUGCUGGCCUCCUGCUUCCCGGACUUGUCGCACCUGCACGCCGCCCAGGUGUGGCAGGUGUGGGACAUGUUGACCUCUGGCGGCACGCCGGAUGAACAGGAAGUGGACCUUUGUUGCCGGAAGUUGGAGAAGUACUUGGCCGCCGCCAUUGACGUGUGCGGCACGGAGAUCGUGUUGGACACGCUCUUCUCCCGCCAUGCGCGUGACCUGGAGGACUACUUUGACGACAUGCAGGAGUUGAAGAGCAAGACUUUGCACAGCGACAUGUCCAGGGCCAAAGCUCACCUGCGUCAGCUGCUGCAGAGUCACGUUAGUGCCGACAACAUGAUGGUGCUGCUGCUCAUCUACCAGCAAGAAGACCAAGUUUACCAGGACUUGGUCACAGUGGCCACCACCUUCUUCCAGUACCUGCUGCAGCCUUUUAGGGACAUGAGGGAGCUGGCCUGCCUCUACAAGAUGGACAUCCUGAAGAGUCUGGACUUGGAAGACCUGGGUCCUAAGAGGAUUGAAGUCCUGGAGAAGGAGGCGGAGGAGUGGAAGACCAAGGCCAAUGAUGCCGAGUCUUCUAUUCAGGAUCUUACCGUCACUUACUUUGCACAGACCUCCAAGGCCUUGCAAGGUAUGGUGAAGCAGAUGGAGGAGGACAAGUGUCGCUUUGGAGUGGCUGCCUGGGCUUCUGCUGCUCCAAGGCUGGAGACCCUGCAGGUGUUGCUGGCUAAAGAAGGCCUGCAGCACAUGAGAGCUUCUGAGAUGUGUCUGAGCCGCAAGAAGGAUGCCAUCAGGGAGGAGCUGGCCAGCUUGUGUGCAGGUCUGCAGGAGCAGAGGACUGGAGGUUCUCCUGCCGCCCACCAAGACCAGCAGCAGGUGGACAAGCUGGAGCUGCUCUUCUACGAAACCCAGCUGGAAGUCUACAACACCAAGUUGGAGAUCCUGAAGAAGGAGGAGCAGCUGCUGGUGGCUCAGAGAGACACCCUGCGGCGUCAGAUCCGAGAGCUGAAGGAGGAGGUGGUCUACUACGACGUGUGUGAGGAUCCAGAGGAGCUCCAGAACAUGGUCCCUCAGCAGACUGAACCUCCUGCUGUGGCUCAGCUGAGGAGACGUCUGCAGACCCUGGAGACCAAGAGAGGCCACACCUGUGCCCGGCGGGCUUACCUGCGCAACAAGAAGGAGCAGUGUGUGGACGCACAUGAGCAGAAGCAGCGGGCCGCCAAGAACACCUCCGCCCUCUUCACCCACCACCAUCAGGUCCACUUGAAGCGAGAGAAGAGGAAAGAGGAAGAGAAGAGGAGGAAGCAGUUUGUGGACCAGGAGCGAGAGAAGACUCUGAGCAGAUUAAGGUCCUUCAGAGAGAAGCGAGCGGGUCAUCAGUACUUCCUGAAGAGUCCUCAGUCCACAACAUCUUGUCCCUCCCAGCCACUCUCCAUCAUCUGCCCGGGACCUCCUCCCUCCUCCACUCCUCCUGUUCAAACACAGCCCAGACACAUCCCACCUGCACCUGGACACACCUGGACACUCCCAGCCUCCAUUCCUCCUCCUCCUCCUCCUCCUCCUCCUCCUCCUCCUCCUCCUCCAGUCAGCACUUCCUGUGAGGACACACCUAUGGCGCUCAGUGACCAAGACACGCCUCCUCCUCCUCCAGCCAAGAGGACACUGACACAAAACACAGGAAGUAUGGAUGAAGUCCUGGCGUCCCUGCAGCGAGGACAGAUCCAGCUGAGGAAGACCAAGACCUCCAUGAAGCCUCCUGCUGACCCCAGAACUUCUCUGAUGUCUGCCAUCCGACUGGGAGUCGCCUUGAAGAAGGUACCGUCCAAAUGUUGACUUCAGGUUGUCUCA